AUUCAAUGGCGACAACACUGAGGUUGACAUCUGAACAAAUAGAAACAGCAUUGGCUGGUGUUUUGGAUAUAAAAGAUGCUAUUUCUAGUAUAUCAACUCAAUUGGACGUGUUAACUGAUGAGCUGACUUUGAAGUUGGAAGCAUUACUAACCAAAUGCCCAACUGAUAUCUCGGAUGAAUUACAAAGACAUUUGAAAGUAGACAAAACCUACAAGCGUUCGGAAGAAUAUUACCACUAUCUACGUCUACUUCGAGUUUCUAAAUAUCAUACUGAUUUGCAACUAAUUUAUACCUUAUCAUUACACUCAAAUCCAAAUGUUCCAUGGUGCAACAAUAUCAAUUCACAAAUUGUCACAUCAAUUAUAACAGAGAUAAACAUGCCCAACGAAAUAAUUGAAGACUUUAUAGAAAAUGAAUACAAGAGAAAUAUCCAACAAGUUAAACUGGAAAGAAGUUCAAGUGGACUCCGUCCCCGAUUAGGAUUUAAUUCAGUAGCUAGCGAAAUAUCCUCACUGGAGCAAAUUGAAAAACUCAAGGCAUAUCCAAUUAGUUUAUCGCAAGCUUGGUUUUUAAUAGAGAUUAGCACUGAUAAGCAUCGCUGGUGUAGCCAAGUGUUCAAUCUUACAAUUUCCUUUAUAUUAAAUCUACUUGAUUUACUGGAUAUAGAGAUUAAAACUCAUGCAUGUCAGCUAUUACAAUUUUUACUAUCAAAAUCUUCACACUUUAAAUUUAAUUCCGGAUUAAUUAAGGAAGUAAGCAAAUCACUAAGUAAAUGCCUUGUUUACAUUCCUCCCAGUGUUCUGGUUGACAGAUCAUUGCCGAUUUUGAGCCAAGCUUAUCCAUGCUUAAUUGAGGUGUAUUCAACUUACGGUACUAAUUUGGACUAUGUUGAGUUGAUUAGCACAAUUAUAUCCAAUGUGAAUCACUUACUUACCAGUGAAGUGGAAAUUACCGAGCCUGUAUUAGUACUACUACUCGAUCAGGUUCUUGUUAUGCUGGAGAAGCUUGAUACGGACAUUACUAUUUGUUUAUCAAAGUUAUUAUAUACCUUGAAUCAAGUCAUCGUUAAUAUAAACAUUUGUGAAAGAGUACCACAAGUCAUAGCAAAGGCAUUAAACUGUCAAUCGCGUAUCAUAACCAUCUUCCAGUCAUCCACGUCUGAGUUUAAGCAAAUUUUAUACAGCUAUAGAUUUGACUUACUAGGUGCAUAUGGUAUCCUAUACAAACGGAUAAAACACUUUAAAGAUGAAGCACAACUUAUAGAUUGCAUGACCGAAAAUAUCACCCAAUUUGGAGAAUUAUCACAGGAUAUUGACACCUACACAGAGUGGCAAGACUUGACCAAACUCGUUAUACCAAUUUAUUAAUAUAUAUACAGGUAAAAUUAUUCUAACGACCAGUUUGUAAGGCUUCAACAACUUUAAUAUUAGUAUCCAAGAAUCUGUUCAAACAAUUCUUAAGACAUGAUUCUUCAUUAGAAGUCAAACUACCGUUGGUUAUUGGAACAUCUUUAAAACAUUUCUUGAAGCACAUAUCGGUAAAGCCGUGGAUUGAUGAUUGGACUUUUGACUUGGAUUGUUCAGAUUCUAUAAAUUGCAUGAUUUCUUUACGAGAUGGCUCGUCAAGAUUUUGAAGAGCAGCUGCAUUAAGUGAAGACAUGGUUGGGCUGUAAU
Messenger RNA from Spathaspora passalidarum NRRL Y-27907, 1673 nucleotides. RefSeq lists its product as uncharacterized. Bases 6 to 1367 code for a protein of 453 amino acids. The record is from RefSeq and is a predicted model, not a curated record. The transcript has a single exon. NCBI's taxonomy places the organism in Eukaryota, Fungi, Ascomycota, Pichiomycetes, Serinales, Debaryomycetaceae.